Messenger RNA from Drosophila arizonae, 1728 nucleotides. RefSeq names its product Ionotropic receptor 75b (gene Ir75b). Gene Ontology annotation, molecular function: ligand-gated monoatomic ion channel activity. The record is from RefSeq and is a predicted model, not a curated record. Gene Ontology annotation, cellular component: membrane. Lineage: Eukaryota; Metazoa; Arthropoda; Insecta; Diptera; Drosophilidae.
AUGCUGUACACUCAGUAUAUUAACCUUAACCACACAAACACCCUAUCGGAGCACUUACAAGAUAAUCUCAUGGAACACAAUCUCGUCAAGCUGGGCAUUUAUCUGGAUAUUAAUUGUCGAAGCAGUGCGUUAGUCUUGUCUAUGGCCAACGAGAAACACCUUUUCAAGGGUCGCUAUCACUGGCUUAUCUACGAUCAGGACUUCAACUUAACUGAAGUGCAUAAACGAUUUGCAGAGACGCAACUAUAUAUUGAUACGGAAUUGACUUAUGUAGAGCCCAAUCCAAAACGCGAUAGCUUUAUACUCUAUGAUCUGUAUAACAAGGGCAAACAUCUGGGCGCUAAGUUAAACAUGACCGUAGAUCGACAAAUCAAAUGCAAUGAUCUGCGUUGUGAAUUGAGUCGUUAUUUGAGCGAUCUUCAUAAGAGGAAUCGUCUGCAGCACCGCCGAUAUCUGACUGGAUUAACCCUAAGGAUUAAUGCUGUUGUAACUGCCAUUCCUGCCAAUUCGCCCGAAUCGCAGAUUAAGGACUUUCUCAGUCGACAAGAUGAUAUCAAUAAUGAUUCAUUUGCCAGAUUUGGUUUUCAGACGCAUCAAGUGUUCAAGGAUUUGCUUGAUUGCAAUUAUACCUAUAUAUUCCGUGAUCGGUGGUCAGAUUCAGAACUGACAGGAGGUCUCAUAGGAGACAUCCGUAACCAAAGCGUGGAUAUAGGUGCAACUGGAUUUCUGUUCUCCAGUCGACGUGCUAAAUACUUCAAAAUGCUGUCCUGGUAUUCGGCCUUUCGCUCCACGUGCAUGUUCCUCAAUCCCAAAUCGUCGGCAGUCGAGCUACGCAUUUCGGAGUUUCUGCAGCCCUUCAGUGCGACAGUUUGGUUUAUAUUUGGCUCUUUGCUGUUGAUUGCUGGCCUUUUACUCUGGAUGACAUUUCGCCUGGAGCGUCGACUAAAUCACAUAGACAUCAUACCCUCUCUGCUCACCAGCUGCCUACUGUCGUUUGGCGCCGCUUGUAUUCAGGGUGCCUGGCUGCUACCGCGCUCCACAGGCGGUCGCAUGGUGUUCUAUGCCGUAAUGCUGUUAUGCUUCCUCUUGUACAACUACUAUACUUCGGUUGUGGUAUCCACUCUGCUGGGAGAUCCACCCAAAUCGAACAUACGAACGAUUCAGCAACUGGCGGAUAGCAACCUCGAGGUGUCCGUUCAGCCAUUAAUAUAUACCAAAGUCUAUAUAGAGACGUCAAGUUAUCCCGAUGUGCGUAGUCUGCAUUUGAAUAAGAUUUUAAACAGCAAACGCGAUAACAUCUGGUUGCCCCCGGAUGAGGGUGUGCAAAUGGUGCGCAACUUUCCCGGAUUUGUCUAUAUUACCGAGGCAUCCAGUUCUUAUGCAUUCGUGCGAAAGCACUUUCUGCCCCACGAGAUUUGCGAACUCAAUGAAAUUCUUCUGCGGGACGAGACAAGUGCUCACACUGCGGUAGCCAUAAACUCCAGCUAUGCCGAACUGUUUAAACUAAACCAUCUUCGCCUGCUGGAGACUGGAGUUCACUUCAAGCACUUUCGAUAUUGGAUUCGCAACAAGCUCCAUUGCUACGACAGCAAUAGAGGUGUGGUCGUGGGCAUGGACUCUGCCGGGCCACUAUUUCUACUGCUGAUAUGUGCCUAUAUCCUAUGUCUGUUCGUUUUGGGUCUAGAAAUACUAUUCUACAGGCGACAGCAACGAGCUCGCCGUCAAUAA